Molecule: messenger RNA, 1445 nt
Organism: Mangifera indica (mango)
Lineage: Eukaryota; Viridiplantae; Streptophyta; Magnoliopsida; Sapindales; Anacardiaceae
Product: probable BOI-related E3 ubiquitin-protein ligase 3
Exons: 2
Coding region: 345-1301 (318 amino acids)
Molecular function (GO): ubiquitin-protein transferase activity
Source: RefSeq, a predicted model, not a curated record
CCCGAUAAUUUAGUCAUAAAAUCUGCAUGCGUACGUUGUUGCUUUGCUUACUGCUUCCCAUACAAUUACUCUUUAAUUCUUAUACGUUAAGAGAAAAAAGUGGACGCCCCUAAAAAAACAGAAGGAAGAAGGAACAAAGCAACCACCAAUAUCCAUAUCAGAUUAUCAAAAUCAAUUCUUUAUUCAAUUCAAUUCAACCUCUCCCCCACCACCUCCUCUCUUAUAAAUAUAGUCACUCAUCACCCCACCUUCUGAUCCUCUUGUUUUUAUAUCUUCCUCUAAAGUUUAAACCAUUCAUUCUCUGAAGAGAAACCGAAGGCUUGGUUUUUUAUUUUGUUGGUUGGAUGGCUAUACAAGCGCAGUUGUAUUCGAAGAAUAACAAUGUUGGGUUUGGGUCUGCAUUGUGCGGUUCUUCGCAAGAUUGGAUGAUGGAAAAUGGUAAUGGUUGUUAUGGUGGUGGUGGUGUUGCUAACGGUGGGCUUAAUCAGUUUUGUUUAGAAACGCAACAAAAACAACUGCAACAAAGGCAGCAGUUUUAUCAGUUACAGAAUCAGCAUCAGGAGAGAAAUUGUAUUUCUACUUCUCAAAGUUUGUGUUUUGAUGCCAAUUCUGCAAAUUUCUUGAAGAAUAUUAGUAACUACAACACCAGUACUAAUUAUCAUCAUCAGUCAAUGCCGUUUUCUCAUGCCAUGGAUCUUCAAAUCGAGAAGCAAAUACAAGAGAUUGAUCACUAUAUCAGAUUGCAGAAUGAAAGACUGAGAAUGGUGUUGCAAGAGCAAAGAAAGCAACAACUUGGGAUGCUACUGAAGAAACUAGAGGCAAAGACUUCAACUUUAAUGAGACAAAAAGAUGAAGAGAUUGCUAAAGCCACCAGCAGAGCAAUGGAGCUGGAGAAUUUGUUGAAGAAAUUAGAGAUGGAAAACCAUACGUGGCAAAGAAUUGCCCAAGAGAACGAAUCAAUGGUUUAUUCACUCAACAACGCAAUUGAACAGCUCAGAGAAAAGGGUUCUUGCUGCUUCAACAAUGGGGUCGAAGAUGCAAAUUCUUGUUGUGAUUUACCAGAAGACGAAGAAACAGAGCAAAACAGAGGUGGAAAUUGCAUUGAUCGCAGCGAAAAUACAGAAGAAAGGGGAAAGAUAAUGAAGGUGAACAUCUGCAAAGGCUGUAAUUCUAGGGAUUCGUGUGUUUUGUUCCUUCCUUGUAGGCACCUCUGUUCAUGUAAAAACUGCGUGGCGUUUCUUGAAUCUUGCCCCGUUUGUUCAACGCCGAAGAAGGCAAUUAUAGAAGCCUUAAUUUUCUAGGGAAAAUGUUUUCUGGGAAAAUGGGUUUCAUCAUCCCCAGUAAAAAUCUUUUUAGACUUUGGUUCUUUAGAUUUUACUGAGACAAAUGAACAGAAAUUGAACAGGACAGACUAAUGUGAAUGAACAUUUUUGGUUUGAAAAUUA